This is a messenger RNA of Cloeon dipterum, 490 nucleotides long. RefSeq names its product calpain-9-like. The transcript is spliced from 3 exons. Lineage: Eukaryota; Metazoa; Arthropoda; Insecta; Ephemeroptera; Baetidae. The record is from RefSeq and is a predicted model, not a curated record. Gene Ontology annotation, biological process: proteolysis. The coding region runs from base 59 to 475 and encodes 138 amino acids. Gene Ontology annotation, cellular component: cytoplasm. Gene Ontology annotation, molecular function: calcium-dependent cysteine-type endopeptidase activity.
CUUUUGUUGAAUCCUAAUCUUUACUGGUCGAACUUUGCGAAUUAAAAUUCUUACAAAAAUGCUCUACACUGUGCGAACAGGAAAUCUGAAGAUUUCUAUCAAGACGUUUGGGGAUGAUGAAGGAAGGCCAAGUUUUGCGCAGAUAAAGGAGAGCCACAACUCUGAAAAUAUUUUCGAGGACUAUGACUUUGAGCCGGACAACAUGCUCCUAGGAUCCCUGCCAGAUCAUGUACUGGUCGAAUGGAAAAGACCCUGGGAAAUUACCAACAAUCCAACAUUCAUCACCGAGGGCCUCAGUCGCAUGGACAUCAACCAGGGCCGCCUUGGCGACUGCUGGAUGCUGGCAGCUUUGGCAGACCUCACCAUGCGCCCCGACCUGAUGAAACUGGUUGUCCCGGACGAUAACCCUGAAUUUACUGACGACGAUUACUGCGGUGCCUUUCACAUGAGGCACGGAGAUUUAAAUUUCACCUAAAUAUUUCUUAUAAUU